This is a messenger RNA of Durio zibethinus, 1407 nucleotides long. RefSeq lists its product as uncharacterized. Lineage: Eukaryota; Viridiplantae; Streptophyta; Magnoliopsida; Malvales; Malvaceae. The record is from RefSeq and is a predicted model, not a curated record.
UGUGUUUUUUUGUUGGUUUUUAGUAAAAGUCUUUUCUAGACGACUUGACUUAACACAGUUCCUCAUUGGCCCAUUCUUCCGUCGAAACUUGAUCACUCCUCUCUUUCUCCGUUUCUCUUUGUGGAAGGUUUGUUUUUUGGAGAUCGUUUGAGCAUGGCGUCGCAAGAAUACCUGGACAAGAUGAAGCUACGCCAGAACUAUCGAAAUCUCUGGCACACAGAUCUCAUGAGAACCAUUCAGCACGACCCUCCUUAUUGUUGCUUUGCUUUCUGUUGUGGGCCAUGUGCAUCCUACAUGCUUCGGAAACGAGCGCUUUAUAAUGACAUGUCGAGGUAUACUUGUUGUGCUGGUUAUAUGCCAUGUAGUGGUCGGUGUGGAGAAAGUAAAUGUCCUGAGCUUUGCCUCUUCACUGAGGUUUUCCUCUGCUUUGGAAACUCAGUGGCCUCUACCCGAUUUCUGUUGCAAGAUGAAUUCAACAUUCAAACUACCCAGUGUGACAAUUUCAUCAUUGGUUUCAUGUUCUGCCUGCAACAAGUUGCCUGCAUAUUUUCCAUAGUUGCAAUGAUUGUUGGAAGUGAUGAGAUUCGAGAGGCGUCACAGUUACUGAGUUGUUUGGCUGAUAUGGUUUAUUGCACGGUCUGUGCAUGUAUGCAGACGCAACAUAAGGUUGAAAUGGACAAACGAGAUGGCAAGUUUGGUCCACAACCAAUGGCAGUACCCUCUGUUCAGCAUAUGUCACGCAUUGAUCGACCAAUUCCUCCUGCAGCUGGCUAUCCACCAGCAGCGUAUGAACAGCCUUAUCCAGCUCAAGGUUAUCCACCGGCUGCAUAUCCUCCUGCUGGUUACCCACCAUCUGGUUAUUCAAGGUGAUCUUUCUCGUGGUUAAUUUUGGUUUCAAGCAGCCGAGGUGUGGGUUAUUAAGACAUGGAUGGAACUGGUAUAUAUUUUAUGUGUGAUUUAUUUCUCCCAUUGCUGAUUUAAACAGCUCAAGGUUUAGAAAAUCGAUACUAUCAACUUGCUUAUCCUCAAUAAUUUUCUUUUACUUUAUUUUCCUUAACUCUGGUGUGUAUGUAAACAAAUAUCGUCAAAGCUUCUGAUCUCCUGGUAUUUACGCUUUUGAGAUUGCUAAAGAUUGCCAUUUUGACAUCUACUAUCAAAUCGAAUCGGCUCAUGUCUGCAUAAUGCUUUGUUCAACAAGGGUUAUUGAUUGAAACAAUUGCCUCCCAAAGAAUAUGAGAUAUUCCCUGGUACUUGGCGAGUCUGAAAAUGCAGAAUUAGAUCAAGGUUAUUCCCACGUUAACUCUAUUAGUUGAUUGCAAUCUAUGUUCAAGCCUGUAAUCACAAAUAAUUUUGAAAAAAAAUAUCAAAUUUGAAAAGGGUUUAAAAAAAUCUGAUGAAAAUUUUGAA